UUCAGUGAAAUGAACUGUUAUUACUAAUUUCAUAAUAAAUCAAGAAAGAAUAAAAGUUUUAACAAACCAUGGAAGUUUAAGUUACUUUUGUAGCACCUAAGUCAUAAGUAUCAGUUUUUAUUUUUAGUAAAAAUGUGUAAUGUAGAACAAAUAGCAGAUUGUGGUGAUAUUUCUAGUUUAGGUAGAACAUUAUUCAUUUCUGAUAGAGAUGAUUCCACAUGGAUCACCAGCUGCUUUACAUCGUUAUCAUCUUGUGGGAAUUUUCUGGCUGUGGGUUAUAAAAACCGACUAUGUUUUAUGAAUACACAAUGGAUUAGUUCAACGGAUACCAAUUCUUUCAUAAUAUCAUGGAGUGGAACACUUCCAUCGGAAAUAAAAACUCUCCUUUGUCUAUCACUAUGCCCUACUCAUCAAUCAUCACAGAGUGGUCCAGAUUGGUUUUGUGUGAUAGUUGGAUUUAUAAAUGGAUGUGUUGGAUUCUAUUCAAAUACUGGGCAUCUCUUAAUGAUGGAAAAACUUGAUGAAAAACCAGUUUUAAAAAUAUCAUGUCAUACUGGAACAUAUGGAACAAUGCCUGAUGAUAUUCACAUUUUAUUUACUCAUUGCAUUUAUAUAAUAUCUGGGGCAAGCUUAUUUCAAACCUUAAGGAUGGCUAAAGCACAACUUGCUAAAGUCCAUGCAGGUGUUCAAGAAGAUUAUGCAGUUGAUAACAAGAGUAUUAAAAUUCGGAAAUGGAUAUUUUCUGGCCAAGAUUGCAUAAAUGAUGCCGCAGUUGUUGGUCUCGAUCUAAAGAACACAUAUGACCACUUAUUAGCUGCUUCAGUCUAUGGCGGAUAUGAAGUUUGGUAUCGUUCAGUGCCUCCAGUGAACUCAUUGAUAGUUGCUGCUGGUGAGGCACCAUAUGUUGGUUUUCAUUACGCUGUUGAAGGAGGAACUGCCCCACCAUUGCAAGAUGUUGCUAGAGCUGUCGCAAACAAAAUAAAAUCUGCACUACCAGGCUGGCUUGGUGGAUCCACGGAGACAGCAGCUACCAACACUGAACCACUUAUACGUGCCGAGGCUCUGAUGAUGCGUAAUGGACUGUAUGAUUCCCAACGAAAUGGAAAUUCAGUUGUUAUUUCACUUGAUAGAAGACUAGCUGCUAUCACAGAUAAUCUAGGGCGAGUUGCCGUCCUAGAUAUUAAUAAAGGAUAUCUAAUAAGAUUGUUUAAAGGAUGUAGGGAUGCGCAAUGUUCUUUUAUACAACUCUUUGAUUCUGAUGCCAAAAAACCCCAGCUAUCAGUUGUAAAAGACAUCAAAAGAGCAGUGUUUUUAGUAAUUUAUAAUCCUAAGAAAGGACUUGUAGAUAUAAGAUUAAUGCAAAGAGGCAAUAGAGUUGCAGUAUUUACAGCAACAAAAAAUGGUAAACUCAUAUACAAUACAUGUGGUUUAGUAGGUGCGCAUAAAAGUUAUACUCAUAAAAAACUUAAUCUGCCCGAGUUUCAGUGUGUGCUUUUAGAUCCAGAUGGGAAAAUAAAAAAAUUCAAUAUUCCAUUUUACUAUUCCCUCGAGGGUGAACAUUUGGACAGAUCUAAGGAUUUACAUAUUUUACGAGGAAUGCGUGAAAUUUUGAAAAGAUUAAGUAAUGACGAUGAAGUAAUGGAAGAAAUCAUUCAGAGUGUUUCAAAGUUGAAGACAGUAGAAAUAAAGAGGCACUGCUUAGAGAUUUUAAUCAAGCAUUUCAAUUCAUUUAAUAAAGUCGUAAUGAAUUGCAUAGACAUUAUUUGGGAUAGUGUAUUCUCUGAGAACUCAAUCGAUGAAAAAAAUAAAGAAUAUGUUAUUAAUUUGGUUCUUACAAGUUUAUUUUACCGGUAUAUAAAAGGAGAAGAUAACACAGAGGACAUUGAAAGAUUAGUCGAUAAAAUUAGAAUUCAUUAUGAUGUUUCUUAUAACGAUGAUCUGGAUAUAACCGAAAGAAGUAUAACAGAUGGUGAAAUCAUUGAAUUUCAUCUUUUGGAAGACGAUAGUUGUGUGUUAGAAAGGUUACUCAUGUUAGCCCAAGAAAAGGAUUACAAAGAAUAUCAGCACGCAAGAGUAACAUUUGCUGAUAGUCGAAGUAAUGAGUACCAAGAAUUCAUUUCCUGUUUUGUUUUAGAUAAAACAAGCAAAUGUAUUUCUCUUAAAACAAAUAUAUCCGAAGAAAAAUUAUUUAAUGUAGCAUCUAACAUAUUUGCAUCAAUUAUGCAGCUAAAUUAUGUAAACAAACUGUCGUAUUUUCUUAAAAAGAGCUUAAUUAAUUCUAAGGAUAUCAUAAAACUUGUUCUUUUACAUGUGAUGAACAUGCCGUUAGAAGAAAUUAACAUUGACCUUAUCGAAAAUGUAAUUAAAAUAUUGUAUUACAUUUGUCAAUCUAAUACUGAAGCAAAGAAUAUAACGUACAAUGAAAUAUCUCCAUGGUGGGAAAGUAUCAGGGUAAUGAUUAUCGAUAUGCCGUGUCCCUUAAGAAGUAUGAUCAUAGCGAUGGUUUGUAAAGCGGUAGUUAAAAUAAUUGAAUCUGAGGGAUCGGAUGGUACUUGGGAGUCGGUUACAGCUGAAAAUGCGAAAUGGCAAAUAUUGAUUGGUAAACUUGAAGAUAUUUCUAUAUUAAGUAUAAUAUUAAUAUUCAAAGAAUCUUACAACGGUAAGGCCAUGCCAAAAGUGCAACUUGAUGAUAUUAAAAUAAAUUUUAAAUUUAUUUACACAAGAGGAAAAGGCUCUGUUACUGAAUUGAUAGCAAAAUGGUUGUGUAAUAUGGGGACGCCGCCUGAAGCAAUUAUUGCUAAUGAGUUAAUGAAUACUUUUGACAUGUCGAGCACUGCUAUUGCCAAUACUAACGAUGACUUUAAAGAAAGUGAUGAUCCAGCUUCAUACGUCUUAAUGGAAAAUAAUCGGCAAUGUAUUGAUGACAAUCCUAAAAUAUUUAAAUGGUUGUCCCUUCUUAGGCGACAAUUUCCAUUGAGUACAAAGACUGAUUACAUAAUUGCUAAUAUGUGUUGGGAAUAUGCAGUCGCGUGGCAAAAGAAUGUAAAAAAUACUGAAAUACUAUCCGCUUUGAUCCAGUGUCUUGUAAGCAUAUCCAAUACACACUUACAAUUGGGCUUGUUUUCCAUUAUAUGGUCGACAUAUUUAAAACAAAUAUUUGAAAUAAAUUGUCGUUUGAUAAACAAGAUAGGCAAACUGCCAAAGGAUCAAUUUUGUGAGCAAGAAGUGGGGUUUAACUGCGACGCCCUAUUACUGUUUUUUGAAAAUUCAACAAAAUUUUUAGCGGAAUUUUACAAAUGUUUAAUCAAUUCCCGCAUACAGGAAAAAGAAGUGAUUGAAUUCGAAAAAAUCUGGGACGAAAGUCUACCGUCAUUGGUUGAGGUUGCUCAGGAAUCUGUGAAUGUUAAUAGUGAAAUUCUAAAGCUAAAUCAUCAAAUAUCGUGUACAAUAUAUUAUCAGUGUUACUUUAACGUUAAGUUUUCCAAACCCUUAGAUACAUUGUAUGAUAUUGACUACCAGUACAUAUUUGACUCCUUAGUGGGAAGUGCGCACAGAGAGCUAAAUCUUCAACCAUCAGAGAAAUUGACAGUUCCUCGGAAGAAGUAUUUAACCAAGCUUAUACGAGCGGCAAUAGAAACAAUAAGCUGCGUCAAUACUCAAGGUGAAAAUAUAGUAUACAAUGAUGAUGAAUGCCUCAAUUGGAUUGAUAAUGUAUCAUGCUUAGCCGAAUGUUGGAAUAUCGAUGUCAACUUCGUCAGAAGGCAACAUGUUAUUGGUUUGUAUCACUUAGGGUACGACGCGCUGGUGGAAAACAAAUUGGGAUUAAUAUUGGAUCCAUCCGAUUUGUUGUCGCCAUUAGUUGCCAUUACAAUACAAAGAUUAAAGAGGGAUCUUGAAAACACACCAAACCCAUCAGAGUGGAUCGUUUCGGUACCUCCGCAAAUUUACAAACGACUUCAGACGACGGCACUUGAUUCAUCAAUACCGUCCAGUCCUUCGCUGAUCUCAACUCUAUCAGUGUUACAAAAAUUAUUGGCUCUAAUUGAUAAAAAAACAACUGAAGGCUCAUGCGAUCCGCAGGAAUUAAAACUUGCAUCUGUUAUUGUGGAGUGCUGUGAAAUAUUAGUUAGAAGGAAAUUGUAAUAAUUAUGCAUAAUACUAUCUUUGUACAAAUAAUAAGAUUUAAAUACUUACAUAUUUAUUGGCAUAAUAAUAUGAACCAUAUAUAAUGUUUAAUAGUCGAAUGUACCGGCAUAAAAGCAAAAAAAUAAAGUAUCCUUGACCGA
Messenger RNA from Leptidea sinapis, 4286 nucleotides. RefSeq names its product rab3 GTPase-activating protein regulatory subunit (gene Rab3-GAP). The transcript has 9 exons. Lineage: Eukaryota; Metazoa; Arthropoda; Insecta; Lepidoptera; Pieridae. The record is from RefSeq and is a predicted model, not a curated record. The coding region runs from base 133 to 4143 and encodes 1336 amino acids. Gene Ontology annotation, biological process: regulation of GTPase activity.